ACCUAACCAAAACCCUCAUCUGAGUUCGUCUUUCCAAAACCCUCAUUCCUAUUCUAUCUUAUCUGUGCAACGAACAAUGGCUCAAACCCUAGCACGCACGAUCACCGCUCUUUCCACUCGCCACUCCAAAUUCUCGCUCUUUCUUUCCAGGCGCCUCCACUCCACUGUCACCAUCACCGCUCCUUCGCCUCUUCCUUCUCCCCUCUUUACCCGUCGCUCGCUGGCUCCUUUCUCUCACGCUGUCCAAACAAUCUGUCCCUCUGCACGCUUCUCUCAAAUACGAUGCCGUGUCAACCGCUCCGGCAACUCCGCCUACUCACCUCUCAACUCUGGCUCCAACUUCAGCGACCGUCCUCCUACUGAGAUGGCGCCUCUUUUUCCAGGCUGUGACUACGAACACUGGCUUAUUGUAAUGGACAAGCCCGGUGGUGAAGGUGCAGCUAAACAGCAGAUGAUUGAUUGUUACAUUCAAACCCUAGCUAAAGUUGUUGGAAGUGAAGAGGAAGCAAAGAAGAAGAUCUACAAUGUUUCUUGCGAAAGAUAUUUUGGAUUUGGCUGUGAGAUUGAUGAGGAGACAUCAAAUAAGCUUGAAGGCUUGCCUGGUGUUCUAUUUGUGCUUCCGGACUCGUACGUUGAUCCUGAAUACAAAGAUUAUGGAGCUGAGUUGUUUGUGAAUGGAGAGAUAGUUCAAAGAUCACCUGAGAGACAGAGGAGGGUGGAACCACAGCCCCAAAGAGCACAGGACAGACCAAGAUACAAUGACAGAACCCGAUAUGUGCGUCGCCGAGAAAACAUGCGGUGAAACACAAACUAAGGAAGCUGGUUGUAUAGAUCAAUCUUGGAGUUGGGGGUAAGGAGUGGGAGCUUUUCAACUGGGGUUGUGGUUGAGGAAAGACAUCAUCCUCUUUGGGUUAUUACAUAGUUGAACUUAAUAUGGAUUAAUGUUGUACUAGCACCUUGAACUCAUAUGAAUUAUGGGAUGCUAUCUCCUUUGAGUUGAUUAUAAAACUUUAUCAUUUGGGAUGCUUGAA
This is a messenger RNA of Mangifera indica (mango), 1031 nucleotides long. Its product is annotated as multiple organellar RNA editing factor 2, chloroplastic-like. NCBI's taxonomy places the organism in Eukaryota, Viridiplantae, Streptophyta, Magnoliopsida, Sapindales, Anacardiaceae. Bases 77 to 802 code for a protein of 241 amino acids. Gene Ontology annotation, cellular component: mitochondrion. The transcript has 4 exons. The record is from RefSeq and is a predicted model, not a curated record. Gene Ontology annotation, biological process: cytidine to uridine editing; mitochondrial mRNA modification.